Molecule: messenger RNA, 597 nt
Organism: Sphenostylis stenocarpa
Lineage: Eukaryota; Viridiplantae; Streptophyta; Magnoliopsida; Fabales; Fabaceae
Source: the annotation of a GenBank genome assembly
AUGAAGUUCUUGCACAAGACUCUUGAGAACUUCAAGUCUUGUUUCUCUCCGGGGUACCAAAAGCUUCCCAAAACAGCUCCUCAAAAUCAUUUCUUGGGCAUGGACAACAACAACCCAUGUUACAAGGACUUGGAAAAGUUCUACAGUGACUUCACCAAACAAUGGGAUUCCGAAAAGGAGAAGGGUAGGCAAAAAAGCAAGAAGAAAGGCAAAGAGGUACACCAUGAAAGGUUCAUUGGAUUGAACAUUACAAGGCAUGAGCAGAUGGAGAAUGACGAGACUGAGAAAAGAGAGGAAUGUGAGAAGAAAAGGACCAAGGGAUUAACCAAAGAAAGGGUGAAAGAGAAAGAUUCAUCUAUCAAUUUGAUGAAGAGUAGGAGGGUAAAUGGAAAUUAUUGCAUGGUGGAAAAGAAACUUAGAGAAAUGGAGAUGUUGGAGAUGAGUGAUGUGGAUUAUGUACUUGACAUUGAGGAGGUUCUGCAUUACUAUUCUAGACUCACAUGCCCCGUGUAUCUUGAAAUUGUGGAUAAAUUUCUGAUGGAAAUGUACUCUGAGUUCUUGGGGGGUCCUGUUUUUACACCUCGUACUCAAGGCUGA